Dendronephthya gigantea is the source of this 1831-nucleotide messenger RNA. RefSeq lists its product as uncharacterized. The transcript has 11 exons. The record is from RefSeq and is a predicted model, not a curated record. Lineage: Eukaryota; Metazoa; Cnidaria; Anthozoa; Malacalcyonacea; Nephtheidae. The coding region runs from base 1 to 1812 and encodes 603 amino acids.
AUGUUAGCACGUUUCUUUCCAGACUCAAGUUGCAAACAGUUUUUAACGAAUGAUGGGAUGCCCACGGUAGUGAAGGUGUUGGCCGAAAAUCAGAAUUGCCAGGAGUUACAAAAGUCCGCUUUAUGUGUUUUGCAAACGUACUUAGAGCAAACCAGAAUAACGAUUCCGGAGUGUAUGGAUGACGUCUUAAAAAAAUUACAGAUAGCGCCAGAAAACUUACUUCAAGUGGAAAAUGGAAAACAGAAUAUAGAAGGUGAAGGUGAAGUAGAUGUUACAAAUGUAGAGAAUGGGAGUAGUAAUGGUUGUGAAAGUAAUGUAGAAAACAGAGACAUAAUGCCAUCUGGACAAACUGAUAUGAUAGUUAACCGGAUUAAAGAUUUAACGAAUGAAGUCCGUUCUUUAAAAGAACUCUGUGCAUUUACAGUGGAACAAAAGUCAGUCAGUGACAAUCGAAUUGAUCGUUUAAUGGAUAUUAUGAACACUACAACGCGUUCUGGCGUGAUUUUUUGGAAUAAAGACGUUGACAGCAAUAAAGUAGAUACUUCAGUUAGCGAGACAGGUGUCACAUGUGAUGAGAUGAAGGAGAAAUUAAAUUCCACAGAUAGUAAUUCAAGAAACGACAGUCCUUGCAAUCAGAUUGUGAGUGAAGAUAUGCAGGGCGAAAAAAUUCAGAAUGGUGAUGUUGUAGGAUUGUCAGAACAAAGCGAAGCCUCCAAGACCAUUGACUAUAAUCAGGAUCAUCCAAAAGUGGAGGAUUUGGAAACUAACCCUGACCCAAAUUCCGAAAUUAUACCCAGUCAAAAGGAAUUGGAUGUAGAUACAAUUAGAUCUUCAUCUGACGUCUGUUCUGAAACCUGUAAUGGUGAUAGCAAUUGCGAAAAAGUUGCAAACAUUCGUUGUGGUGAAACUCCUAAAAAUCCGAAGACAGAAAUUAUCAACAGCAAAGCUAGCAAGAGGCCGUUCAUAACAACGGCCAACGAGAAAAGAAACAACGGAAAAAGUUCAAAACGACGGCUUCGACUGUCAGAAUCUGAUCAUGAAGAUUCUGCUUCCCCUGGUCAAGAAAUUCCUUCUGAAUCUCCAAUUGAUAAGUCUGUCGAUGUUGAUAUACCAGUACAUGACCUGAUAUUGAAAGCACCUUUCCCACCCAGGAAAAAAAGAAAGGAGCCUUUGUUGUUUGAACACAACAAAAAAGGGAUCUGCCGUAAAUGUCUGGGAUGUCGCGUGGACUUCGCUAAAGUAGACAGCCGUAAUUAUCUCAGUAGUAUACGACGUAGCAUCAACACGUGUACUGAACAUCGUUUGUUUGUUAUGGAAGUGGUAUCUGCUCUUCAAAGAUACAAAAAAAUUAAAGAAACAAAAAAACGGUCACCAGAUUUCGACUUCGUGUCGUCUCCAAAGGUUAACGUGCGCUGUGAAGGCUUCCCCAGAGAGAUAGCAAAGAGAGUAAAACCCGAUGAACAAAAGAACAGUUCAAGGCCCACCAAAAAACCUUUUACUGCACGCGAAAUUGAAAUUCUCAAAGAAGGCGUGGACAAAUACGGGCCGAGAUUCAGUAUCAUUGAGAGAUAUUGCGAGUUUAGUACGAGAAGGUCUGCAAAAACGUUGAAACAGAAAUACACAAGUUUAAUGCAGGCUACUUGCUAUAAGCCAAAGAAACGAUGUCCGUUCACUGUCCAAGAAGAGGAAAACCUCAAGGAAGGCGUUUCUAAAUAUGGCUUUCAAUGGAAAAAGAUUUUGAAUCAUUACAGUUUUAUGCCGCAAAGGACUCCGCAAAACCUGAAAGACAAAUGGCGAAAUAUGUUAAAAUGAGGAUAAAAUAUUUCCUAGG